AUGAGCAUUCCUAAUAGAAAAAACUUUUUAAAUGUUCUUAUAGCCUCGCUAUUCUUGGUAGCUAUCACUGAAGCUGCCCCAGUUGACACCACUACUGCUACAACUGUUGCUGCUGUUGCUGCCGCUGCCGCUGCGACUACUACCACUACUACUCCAGUCGCUGCCGCUGCCGCCACCACUAGUACUACCACUCCAGUCGCUGCCGCUGCCGCCACCACUAGUACUACCACUCCGGCUGCUGCUGUGGUUGCCACCACUUCUUCUACCACUGUUGCUGCCGCUGCCGCCGCUACUGCCACUACCGGUACUGCUGCCACUACUGGUACUACAAAUACCGCUACUACAGUCGCUGCUGCUGCUGCUACAAAUACCGCUACGACCGGAACGACCUCCACAACUCUUGCCGCUGCUGCCGCCGCCACUGCUACUGGCACUGGCACCACAACUACGACUCCUACUACUGCUACUACUGCCACCACUCCAGCUACCACCGCCGCAACAACAACAACUACACAAAAGGGCGCAUUGGCUCAGGGAGGCGGAAUUGCGGUUGAUACUACUACUGGUACAGGCUCUUCAUCUUCGGUGUCCCCAACUUUGAUUUGGGUGACGCUUCAAGAUGCAACCGUUCAGACGCCCUUCACCCAGGCAUUUGCCCUGACGUAUACCACCACUGCUGAAUCUGUCCCUUCAGGAUCAGUAGGGUUGGGGACCAUUUCAGGAACUGUGGGGAUUAUUCAUUCGGAAAGAAUAGUAACCGAGUCCUCUAAUGCAGGAAAUUUUGUCAAAGGUUCAAUUGGGAUUGGAUUCAUGGGAAUAAUCGGCGCUUUUAUAUUAUAA
Molecule: messenger RNA, 840 nt
Organism: Saccharomycopsis crataegensis
Lineage: Eukaryota; Fungi; Ascomycota; Saccharomycetes; Ascoideales; Saccharomycopsidaceae
Product: KRE1 domain-containing protein
Exons: 2
Coding region: 1-840 (279 amino acids)
Biological process (GO): fungal-type cell wall organization
Source: RefSeq, a predicted model, not a curated record